Pelagomonas calceolata is the source of this 708-nucleotide messenger RNA. Lineage: Eukaryota; Pelagophyceae; Pelagomonadales; Pelagomonadaceae. The record is from the annotation of a GenBank genome assembly.
UAUUUUGUAGUUAGUCUUACACAAGUCGCCGAACUGCGUCGACGGCGUCCCGCCCCUACGCCAUCGCCGCGUGGCUCAGUGCUCGACGUCGCCCUGUUCCCGCCUAGCCGCCGCCUCCGCCGCCUGCCUCUCAGCCAAAGCCCGCUCCGCGAGCAUGCGCCGUUGCGAAUCUUCCAGUUUACGUUGCUUCUCGCGCCGCUCCUCGUCCCGCUGCGCGUCGAUGACCCACUGGUACUUCGACUCGGUAAGGCCAAACAAAUUCGCGACGACCUCCCCCACAAAUUCCGCACCCCGCAAGUUCUUCUCGUAGAGCCACCAGAAGCGCUGUCGACACCGCUCCUUCAAGGAAUCGGGCCUUUCCUGCCCCUCCUCCCAGUAGUAGGGCCCGAACUCCCAGUCCGUGGCCAUCCACUCUUCGAAUCGUUCGAGGCGGUUCGGCUCCCUCGCCGGUUCUUCGGGUUCCUUAAUGAGGAAGGGGUCGGGCUCGCCGCGGGCGAUGGCCUCCCGCCGCUCCUGCUCCUGGCGCUGGACCAUGGCGAAGACGGUCUCGGCCAUGGUUUUUAUAGUGUUGUGCUUUGCUGGUUGGGCAGCUAGGGGCUGCCGACGGCGUGGUGCGGGCUGCCUGCUGAGUGGUUGCCGCGCGUGUUUUGGCUUCUUGGCUGCCCGAUGGCGUUUCGGUGCACGGAUUUUGAUCUUUGCCGGACAGCC